AUGAUUUUUUCUCUCCACCGUAGAACGAUGAUCCCCGAAGAAGAAGCUGAGCCGCCGCAUAAAAAGACGAAGAAGCUUCCACCACCGCUACAUCUUGCACCAUGUCAGUCGAUGACGUUGUCUUCACUUCCAAACGAACUCAUCGUUAACUGCUUGGCACGUAUCUCUAUAUCCCAUUACCCUUCACUCUCCCUCGUCUCCAAAACAUUUCGUUCUCUCAUCUCUUCUGAAGAUCUCUACGCUGCGCGAUCUCAACUCGGAACCACCGAGAUCUGGGGCCUCUAUAUCUAUCUACGGUUUUCCACCGUACCAUCCGAGGAGCCAACCCCACGCUGGUUCCGUCUCAGUGCCAUCAAACCUAAUCGAAACGAAAUUUUCUAUGGUGGGAGAACUGUGAAUCGCUUCGUUCCUUCUUAUAUUUAUCUUCCGCAUUCAAACUCAACCCUAACCCUAUCCAUCGGUUGGAAGAUCUAUGGUGAAUACAUGGCCGAGAACUUUGGUCCAUCUUCAGCUAUAUGGGUAUUCGACUCUCGGAGCCGCACGCGGGUACAUGUCCGCCCUAACAUGAAGAUGAAGAGGAAACACGCGUCCUCAUGUGUCCUUGAUGAUAAGAUUUAUGUAAUGGGAGGAUGUGACCCUUCUUGUGGGGACAUAAACUGGUUCGAGAUGUAUGACAUAAAGACUAAGACUUGGAGGACCUUACCGGAGAAUCCUGACAUUAAGGUGAGGCUUGGAGAUAAUGUAGCUCGAAAGAUCGAUGUAGUGGAAGGAAAGAUUUACGUAAAGACUGAGGCUGGGGUUGAGGAUUGGAUUUAUGAUGUGAAGGAAGGUAAGUGGAGUGUUGCUGAGGAGCAGUUGAGCCUACUCUGGUCGAAAUCUUGGUGUGUGAUUGACAAUGUGAUGUAUUGUUACUCUUGCGCUAGAUACAAGUGGUAUGAUUUUGAGGCUAGAGAGUGGAGAGAUGUGAAAGGUUUGGAAUCAUUGAAAAAGCACCGUACUGCUAGUACUGAUUUCCGUAAUUGUAUGGUUGAAUUAGUUAAUUGUGGUGGGAAGCUCGUUAUCCUUUGGGAUAGGUUUCAGCGGCCUGGUCGUAGUCACAACAAGAAUAUUUGGUGUGCGAUGGUUGCGCUCGAAAAAGGCUUUGGAGGUGCGGUUUGGGGGAAGAUUGAGUGGGUUAAUGUUGUGCUUACGGUCCCCAAGUCAUAUAACUUCUUGCGUUGUAUAGCCCUUUCGGUUUGAUGACUCUUAAUGAUCACUUGUAGAGUCAUCAUUUUGCUUUUAAAAAUUUGUACUAUGUUUUCUGUUGGUGAUAUACCGUCUAAGUGUCUAGCAUCUUAAAUGGCUGUUCCAAUUUGCAUUUUAUAUUGGUUUGAGAAUAAUAGAUAGAG
Messenger RNA from Camelina sativa (false flax), 1388 nucleotides. Lineage: Eukaryota; Viridiplantae; Streptophyta; Magnoliopsida; Brassicales; Brassicaceae. The record is from RefSeq and is a predicted model, not a curated record.